This is a messenger RNA of Neurospora tetrasperma FGSC 2508, 1445 nucleotides long. RefSeq lists its product as uncharacterized. The record is from RefSeq and is a predicted model, not a curated record. Lineage: Eukaryota; Fungi; Ascomycota; Sordariomycetes; Sordariales; Sordariaceae. The transcript is spliced from 9 exons. Gene Ontology annotation, molecular function: transmembrane transporter activity. The coding region runs from base 21 to 1445 and encodes 474 amino acids. Gene Ontology annotation, biological process: transmembrane transport. Gene Ontology annotation, cellular component: membrane.
AGAGGCCCUCCAUUGAGAAGAUGGAGAGGACCGUCUCCGACAGUGAAUACCAUCGCAAUAUGACGAGACGGAUAUUAUGGAAGAUGGACACAAGGGUUCUGCCUGUCCUUUCCCUCCUCUUUCUCUGCUCGUUCCUCGAUCGAGCCAACGUCGGCAACGCCAGAAUUAUCGGUCUUGAAAAGGAUCUUAACCUCUCCAAUACCCAGUACGCGCAGGGUCUGGCAGUCUUCUAUGCCACAUACAUUGCGAGUGAACUUCCGAGCAAUCUGCUCCUAAAAAAAGUUACGCCCAAGAUCUGGCUGCCCCUGCUCACCAUCGUCUGGGGCGUUAUCACCAUGUGCUUAGGAUUCGUAAAGAACUUUGGAAGCUUCAUCGGCGUGCGAGCCCUGUUGGGCAUCGCCGAGGGCGGCCUCUUCCCCGGGAUUGUGCUCUAUCUUUCCGGCCUAUAUACCCGCCAGGAGAUGGCGCUGCGAAUGGGUAUCUUCUACACGGCUGCCUCUUUGUCGGGUGCAUUCGGUGGUCUUUUAGCGCGGGGGCUUUCUGCUAUUGGUCCACGUGGUGGGUUGGAGGGUUGGAGAUGGAUUUUCAUCAUCGAAGGGUUGAUGACCAUACUGGCAGGUCUGGUGGCAUAUCUCCUGCUUCCAAUCAGUGUAACUACUGCUCCCUACCUGACCGAGGAGGAGAAGGAAUACGCUGCGAGGAGGCUCCAAGGAGACACUGGCGCAGACACCGCGGAUAGGACCAAUCACGUUCUGGAACGAGAGGAAAGGUUCAAGUGGUCUGAAGUUCACCGUGGCGUCUUCAACCUUCAAGUUUGGCUAACAGCUACCGCGUAUUUUUCCCUCGGGGCGGGGCUUUACAGCUUUGGUCUCUUUCUCCCAACCAUUCUCAACGAUCUGAAGAUCACAUCCAACCCCAACCAGACCCAACUGUGGUCGGUUAUCCCAUACGCAGUUGCCACCCCAGUCACAGUUCUCAUUGCAUUUGCCUCUGAUCGCCUCAAACUCAGGGGCGUCAUGAUGCUCUUCACUGUUCCCAUUGCCAUCAUUGGCUACGCCGUUAUUGCCAAUGUCGUUUCGGCCCAUGUUCGCUUUGCUAUGACAUCCUUGAUGGCGAUCGGCAUGUACAGCAGCAUACCAUGCAUUCUCGUUUGGAACUCCAACAAUUCUGCUGGGCACUACAAGCGAGCUACCACUUCAGCUUUGCAGCUUGUUAUUGGAAACGCGGGCGGUUUCGUGGCUACUUUUGUUUAUCCUCCAAAGGAUGGACCUUUGUAUCACAGAGGGCACACGAUCCUCCUUGGCCUGCUGGUUUAUGCUUGGUUUGCGGUCCUCGCCAAUGUGCUUUGGUGCAACAAGAUCAACAAGGACAAAGCCGCUGGGAAGUAUGAGAAAUACGAAGGCUGUGGGGACGACAGAGACCCAGCUUUCAAGAUGAUCCUAUGA